This is a messenger RNA of Erinaceus europaeus (western European hedgehog), 3235 nucleotides long. RefSeq names its product transmembrane channel like 6 (gene TMC6). The transcript is spliced from 21 exons. Gene Ontology annotation, cellular component: plasma membrane. Gene Ontology annotation, molecular function: mechanosensitive monoatomic ion channel activity. Bases 328 to 2835 code for a protein of 835 amino acids. The record is from RefSeq and is a predicted model, not a curated record. NCBI's taxonomy places the organism in Eukaryota, Metazoa, Chordata, Mammalia, Eulipotyphla, Erinaceidae.
GCAGCCCUGCUGCCCACUCCUCUGGCCUGGACCCAUCACAGGGCAGCGGAGAGAGUCUGGGCUGGGCUGGGCUGGGCUGGGUUGGGAUGAGAAGGGGCAGGGAGGCUGCUACCACUGGCCACAAAGGGGUGAUUGGGAGAAGGAUCUGACAGAAAUCAAGGGGCUCUGGACUUUGUGGUCGUCUCCGGGCACCCAGGCAAAGCUGCAGGGCUCUGAGGCAGCAGGGGUUCCCUGAGGUCUUCAGGCAGCUGGGGUGAGGUUCCUGGAAAAGGCCCCUCCCAGGCCUUCUCUACCUGGCCCGGGGCUCAGUAAUGGUGCACCCCGGAAAUGCACAGGAUCUGUCUUGCUGUGAGUAGGCUUGCUGUGAGCAGGCCAAAGUUUGUGGCAGUGUCCAGAUGGCCAGCUGGAGACUUCAGACUCUGUGUCUGGGCGCUGAGCUACUCUAGGUCUGCCGGCAGGCCGGGUGGGAGCUGCAGACAUGGCCCAGCCUCUUGCCUUUGUCCUCAAUGUCCCCGGGACCCCAGAGGACCAAGAGAACUCAGCCCCUAUGAUGAGAGCGAGGUGCAUGACUCCUUCCACCAGCUCAUCCAGGAGCAGAGCCAGUGGGCAUCGGAGGAGGGGGUAGAACUGCAGGAGAGGAGCCAGCACCCCUCAGGCAGUGACCAGCAGCCCCUCCUAGAGCCUGAGGGUGCCCCUGACUUCAGCUCGGCCACUCUCCGCAUCUUGGCCUCCAUGCCCAGUCGCACCAUCGGCCGCAGCCGUGGCGCCAUCAUCUCCCAGUACUAUGACCGCACAGUGAAGCUGCGGCGCUGGGCCAGCCGCCCCCAGCUAGGCGAUGUGGGCCGGUCUGCUCGGCCCAGCCUCCGCAUGUAUGACCUGGAGCUGGACCCCAUGGCCCGCGAGGAGGAGGAGAAGCGGAAACUCCUGGUGAAGGAGCUGCAGGGUCUGACGCUAGCCCAGCGAGAGCACAUGCUCCGGGGGAUGCCUCUGAGCUUGGCUGAGAAGCGCUACCUGCGAGAGGAGACCCUGCCCCCCCUGGGGAAGCAGAGAGUCCGCCAGACCCGGCCUGGGCAUUCCUCCUGCUGCAGCUGCCUCCGGGAAGCCUGCAUCCUGGCCUCACGCACCCUGGGGCUGGGGCAGAUGGAGGGUCUGCACUUGCUGACCCCGUGGCGCUACGCCCUGAAGAGGAUCGGCGGCCAGUUCGGCUCCAGCGUGCUGUCCUACUUCCUCUUCCUCAAGACUCUGCUGGCCUUCAAUGCCCUCCUGCUGGUGCCACUGCUGGCCUUCAUUGUGGCUGUGCAGGCUGCCUUCCCACCCGACCCACCAGGCCCCCUGCCCACCUUCACGGGCCUGGAGCUGCUCACAGGCGGGGGCCGCUUCACCUACACUGUUAUGUACUACGGCUACUACAGCAACACCACACUGAACCAGCCCUGUGCUUCCUUACCUGAGGGGGCCCCGUGCAGCUCUGGGGCGCGAGGCCUGCCCUACAACAUGCCUCUGGCGUACCUCUUCACCAUUGGGGUCGCCUUCUUCAUCACCUGCAUCACGCUGGUGUACAGGUACAUGUCCCACUCUUUUGGAGAGAGCUAUCGGGUGGGCAGCACCUUGGGUGUCCAUGCCAUCACUGUUUUCUGCUCCUGGGACUACAAGGUGACUCAGAAGUGGGCCUCCCGCCUCCAGCAGGACAACAUCCGGACUCACCUCAAGGAGCUACUGGCCGAGUGGCAGCUGCGACAGCGACCCCGGAGUGUGUGCGGGCGUCUGCGGCAGGUGGCGGUGCUGGGCCUGGUGUGGCUGCUGUGCUUGGGCAUCACACUGGGCUGCACCGUGGCCGUCUACACCUUCUCCGAGUUCAUGACAGAGAGCCCCAUGUCUGCUGAGCGAGAGGGGUCGCUACUGGUCCUGCCCUUGGUGGUCUGCCUCCUCAACUUGGGGGCCCCCUACCUGUACCGCUGCCUGGCCUCCCUGGAGCGGCAUGACUCCCCAGUGCUGGAGGUGUAUGUGGCCAUCUGCAGAAACCUCAUUCUCAAGAUGGUCAUCCUGGGCAUCCUCUGCUACCACUGGCUGGGCCGCAGGGUGAACACCCUGGGGGGUCAGUGCUGGGAGGACUUUGUGGGUCAGGAGCUGUACCGGCUCAUGGUGAUGGACUUCAUCUUCACGUUGCUGGACACGGUGUUUGGAGAGCUGGUGUGGAGGCUCUUGUCUGAGAAGAAGCUUAAGAGGGGGAAGCCUGAGUUUGACAUUGCCCGGAAUGUCCUGGAGCUGAUUUAUGGGCAGACCCUGACCUGGCUGGGGGUGCUCUUCUCACCCCUCCUUCCUGCCCUGCAGAUCCUCAAACUGUUACUCUUUUUCUACAUUAAGAAGAGGAGCCUGAUGGCCAACUGCCGCGCUCCGAGCAGACCCUGGCUGGCAUCGCACAUGAGCACUGUCUUCAUCUCACUGCUCUGCUUCCCCUCCUUCCUGGGCGCCGCGGUCUUCCUCUGCUACGCCAUCUGGCAGGUGAAGCCCUCCAGUACCUGUGGCCCCUUCCGCACCCUGGACACCAUGUAUGAGGCGGGCAGGAUCUGGGUGCGCCACCUGGAGGCGGCGGGCCCCGGCGUGUCCUGGCUGCCCUGGGUCCACCGGAACCUGGUGGAGAACACCUUCCCCAUCUACCUGGUGUCUGCGUUGCUGGUGGCUGUGAUUUACCUCAACAUCCAGGUGGUGAAAGGCCAGCGCACCGUCAUCUCCCUCCUCAAGGAGCAGAUCAGCAAUGAGGGGGAGGACAAAAUCUUCUUAAUCAACAAGCUUCACUCCGUUUAUGAGAAGAAGGAGAGGAGCAGGUCCCUCUGAUUCUCCCAGGCGCCUCCUGUGACGGACGUGGCAGAGAACUGUUGCAGUUGCCCUUCGGGGUUUCUCCUUGGGAAGCUUUGCAACCAGGACAAACAGCAGGACCAGAACUGAGGCCACCUAAGUGCCCCCCCCCCCCAGAUGACCUGGAUGCCUGGUAUGACAGCGACUGGCUUGGCCCUGCACCUGCUCCCUGUGCUGCCCAGGCCCCUGAGGGCAACACUGGCUCCCUGAGGGCAACACUGAGCACAGCUGAAAAGGCACCAUGGUGUAACCCCUGUGGGUGACUCCCCUCAGACUUACGGAGGGUGCAGGUAGAGGGUGGGUGAGUGGGGCCAAUGCUACCAGUGGAUUCUCCCCUGCCUGGGGUUCUAUUUAUUUUGAUUAAACAUGUUUUACAAGA